UAAAUAACUCAUCCUUUAGAUUCACCUUUGGCCCGUCAAAGUCCCCGGAGAGAGGGAGAGAGGGAGGAGGACAGGUUGAAGCUAUACAGGAGGUAACAACUAAGCAGUGACAGGUGAGCGGCUCCUUUGGACUGAGUCACCGAGCAGAGACAAACUGGCCAUGGCUGGUUACAAGCCGAAGGUGAUUUCUCUAACCAAGAGGCCGGGUCAGACGUUUGGCUUCUUUCUGAGGGUGGAACAUGGCGAGGAGGGUCACCUGGUUCGCUGCCUCGAAAUGGGAGGUCCAGCAGAACUAGCUGGCAUUAAAGACGGAGACCGCAUCAUCCGGGUCAAUGGGACAUUUACUGAUGAACUGUCCCAUUCGGUGGUGGUGGACCUGGUGAGAAACAGCGGAGCAUCCGUUACGUUCCACAUCCUGGACGAAGCAUCCUACAAGCAAGCAAAAGCACAGGGAGUUAACCUGUCCAAGCCUCAGAGUGCACCAGUCGCCAACGGUGUGACCAAACAGGCUCCAAAACCCAAACUCUGCUACCUGGUCAAGUCCAGCUCAGAAUAUGGGUUUUCACUUCGUUCAGUCAAAGGUCAGCAGGGUUUGUUCAUGACAGAGGUGAUCCCAGGAAGCGUGGCUGACAGAGCCGGGGUCAAAGUCAACGACCGUCUGAUGGAAGUCAACGGAGAGAACAUAGAAGACUCCACGCACGACCAAGUUGUGGACAAGAUCAGGCUGGCGGGCAGCAGCUUCAUGUUCCUGUUGGUUGAUGAAGAAACAGACAGGUACUAUCAGAACAAGCAUAUGAAGAUAGAAGCAAGGCUAGCGACAGCAAAUCACCUCCCUCACAAGCCAUGCUUAAUCAAAAUGACCAAAGGACCGGAUGGAUAUGGCUUCCUGCUCAAGGAGGAGCCCAAGCGGAGAGGACACUUCAUCCGGGAGAUAGACAGAGGCAGCCCAGCAGAAAGGGCAGGCCUGAAGGACAUGGACAGACUGGUGGCUGUGGACAGCCAGGAGGUGGACAGCUGCAGCCAUGAGCAGGUGGUGGACAGGAUCCGGCAGAGUGGCAACAACUGCUGCCUCCUGGUGGUGGACAAAGACGCGGAUCGAAUGUUUGAGCAGGGGAAAGUGUCUCCAAUGCUUUUCUGGGACGAUAUGAAGGAUUCCAAUUCACCACCCAGUUACACAGAGGCCAUCAAUUUACCUGCUCCUGUCCAACCGUCCACGCCUGUUCAGAAGAGGGAAGAGGAGCUCAAACCCAAACUCUGUAAGAUGGAGAAGACCCCAGUAGGGUAUGGCUUUCAUCUUAAUGGCAUCCAAGGCGUGUAUGGACACUACGUCAAGGUGGUGAAGGGUGGAGCAGCCGACAGGGCAGGCCUGGAGGAUGAGGACAUUGUGAUAGAGGUGAACGGGGUGAACGUGGAACAGAGCAGCCACGAGGAGGCGGUGGAGAUUAUCCGCAACAGUGGCAGCUCUCUGGAGAUGCUGGUGGCCAACAGGAGCGUCUAUGAGCAGGUCAAGGCUAAAGACGCGACCAUCACUCGCCCGCUGCCCGGGGAAACAUUCAAUGUUCAAGUUCACACGGCAGACACUCCGGAGAGCAGCGACGAGGGGAAACAUCGUGAGGAGGCCAGACCUGAAACCCCAACUGAACAAGCACGAGAGAGGAUCUCAUCAGUGUCGUCAACUUCAUCUGAAGACGGUGUCGAUGAGAGACUCUGAGAAGUCACCUUGAGGACAUGUUCCCUGAUUGGGCCUUUUUGAAGUUGAUCCUGUGUUUUUUGUUUUUAAAUCAGCUCUGUGAGCUUCAAUUCUUCAAAAUAAUAUCACACGAGACACCAAGAAAAAAACACAACUAGGAAAAUAAAGACUUGAAAUUCACUGUCACCGAUGUACUGCAACUUUGAAUCGUAGAAGAAUAGCUGCAUCAGAUGUAUGAAAUGGAUAAGAACCUGUUUGUGAAAACUGUCUAUCUACAAUGUUGCCUGUGAAUCUUCCUUGUUCUCUAUGGAAAAAUAAACUGCUGCCUUUAUUUUAAUCA
This is a messenger RNA of Scophthalmus maximus (turbot), 2030 nucleotides long. RefSeq names its product PDZ domain containing 1 (gene pdzk1). Gene Ontology annotation, cellular component: apical plasma membrane. The coding region runs from base 161 to 1711 and encodes 516 amino acids. The transcript has 8 exons. Gene Ontology annotation, molecular function: protein-membrane adaptor activity; protein binding. NCBI's taxonomy places the organism in Eukaryota, Metazoa, Chordata, Actinopteri, Pleuronectiformes, Scophthalmidae. The record is from RefSeq and is a predicted model, not a curated record. Gene Ontology annotation, biological process: protein localization to plasma membrane.